AAAACCUCCAACUCCCUGAUCGGAAUUUAUUUCUGUCUAGUCGAGCUGAUUGUGAAAAAGUUCUGGAACAUUUGCUGUUUUCAGAAGAGCAAUGAGCUGCCAAUACAGUCUCUUAUUUUUAUUCCUCUGUGGCUUUGCUGCACACACUGUCUCAACAAAGACAUGUGGAAGAGAGCUACUAGAGGGAACGUCCUGCACCAUCAAGCUGCCAACAAAAAACACUGACACAUCUGGAGAGAUCAUAUGGACCCAUCUCUCUAGUGGUGCCUUCAUUCUCAGGAGCACUGGGAAGAUCAGGACAAACACUCCAGAUCUAACAGUAGACGAAGAUGGAUCAUUAACAUUUAAAAGUGCUAGUCUGAACAACACCGGCAAAUAUAGAUACACUGUUUUUAAUGCUGAAGGUUCACAGAUUGAUGCUGGAGAAAAGGAAAUGAACGUUUAUGCAAAGGCUCCUAAACCUACUGUGAUGUUUGGCUAUGAUGAUGGUUACGUUAAUCUCACCUGUGACACUGGAGACCGUACAGAUCUGACUGUAUCCUGGUAUAAAGAAGGCAAAAUCAUCCAGAAUGAAAAAAACCCAAAACUGCUCUUGACAUCUGCUCAAGUACAGGAGAAUGAACCGUACUCAUGCAGCGUAAGCAAUCCUGUCAGCAAUGAGGAAAGUAACAGUGUUACAGUAUCACUCAUAAAGACAUGUGGAAAAGAGCUGUUAGAGGGAACGUCCUGCACCAUCCAGCUGCCAAGAAGAAACAAUGAAAAACCUAAUGAGAUAAGAUGGAUCAAUCUCUCUAGUGGUGACUUCAUUCACAGGAGCAAUGGGACGAUCAAGACGAGCACUACAGGUCUAACAGUGGAAGAAGAUGGAUCACUAACAUUUGAAAGUGUUAGUCUGAAGAACACCGGCAAAUAUAGAUACACUGUUUUUAAUGCUGAAGGUUCACAGAUUGAUGCUGGAGAAAAGGAAAUUAAAGUUUAUGCAAAGGCUCCUAAACCUAAUCUGACGUUUCAAGUAAUGUCGAUGCUCUCCUGUGACAUUGGAAAGCGUACAGAUCUGACUGUAUCCUGGUAUGUAGAUGGCAAAAUCAUCCAGAAUGAAAAAAACCCAAUUCUGCUCUUGAUAUCUGCUCAAGUACAGCAGAAUAAACCGUACUCAUGCACUGCAAGCAAUCCCGUCAGCAGUAAGGAAAGUGACAGCAUGACAAUAUCACAAAAGACAGAGCUCGUAGAGUUCUGAGGAAUCUUCAAGCUCCAGAAUCCACCAAAACUGAUCCAAACGCAGUGAAAACAGCUCAUUACAGAUGAUGACCUGUGUGUUCAUACUUCCCUAAACACACAAAAAUCACCUUAAGAAUUUGAAUUUUGGAAUUCAAUAAAACCAUAAUAAGACGCAUUCACAAUUUACAUUUGACAGAUGACUCAAUGUUACUGUUUAUUGGUUCAUCCCUUUACCUUGGUAUCUAAAUUAAACAGAAAUAAAUUACACAGUUGUGGUCAGAAUUAUUGGCACCCUUGGUAAAUACGAUCAAAGACUGUGAAAAAAAAAAUCUGAAUUUAUCCUUUUGCGUUUGCAAAUCACUUUAGGAUUUUUUUAUUUUCUAAAACACUUUAACCCACAAUUAUUGGUACCCCUAGAAAUUAUUGUGAGUAAAAUAUCUCUAAAGUAUCAUAUUCCCUUUCAUAUUAACAAUUUUAGCACUCCAGGGUGACUCUUCCUGUUCUAUAGCAUUAUACAUAUGAGAAAAAACAAAUGUCAAAUUCCGUUAAUCAUCAGAAAAGUCUCAAUAAAUAAAUAAAUAAAUAAAACAUCUAUCACCACACGUUGUCUUUCAUGAAAAAUAAAUAAAUAAAUAAGAAAAGAAAAUGCUCUCUUCUGAAGGAUCUGAGGAUCCUCAAAUGCAAACUGUGUGUGUUUUGCUUCAAGAGAAAAACAAUACGUUUCUUUUGUUGUUUUACUUUCUUUCAUUUGUUCAUUUAAUCAUUUAUCAUUGAAUCAUUUUAUUAUUACAUUUAAUAUUUUACAAUAAUCAUUUUAGCCAUUUAUAUACUCAUUUCAUUGAUUCAUUACUUGAUUGGUCAUUUAUAUUAUAUUAUUGAUUUUUUUUAUUUUUCCAUUGUUGUUUAGUCUUAUGACUGUGUUGUUUCAAGUUCUGUUUGUUUUCAUUAAUAAGAAAUAAGAGGGAAUGUUUAUGGAGAUUUAAGGUUUAUGGGAUGUCGUUACUUGUUGGAUUUGUGCUGGUCAGACGAAGUCUGAGCAUUGAAACAUACGCAACUAAGAUUAUUCAAUAAACUCUGCUAC
Messenger RNA from Onychostoma macrolepis, 2299 nucleotides. Its product is annotated as carcinoembryonic antigen-related cell adhesion molecule 5-like. The record is from RefSeq and is a predicted model, not a curated record. The transcript has 6 exons. NCBI's taxonomy places the organism in Eukaryota, Metazoa, Chordata, Actinopteri, Cypriniformes, Cyprinidae. Bases 92 to 1237 code for a protein of 381 amino acids.